CACACACACACACACAUAAGCACACUCCCGCUCUCUCUUGUCAGCAUGUCCCUGGAAGCAGCCAAACUGUCGGUUACCGCUGCACACACAUGCUCGCUUUCAGCUCGGCUCUCUCUUUAGUCGCGGCCAAGGGAGGAGGAGGGGGAGAAGGAGGAGUAGGAGGAGGAUGAGGAGGAAGGGAAAAGAAAUAGUGAGGCUGAAAGGAACAGACUGAAACACAUAGAUAGAGAAGAGAAAGAGAGAGACUUGGACCAACCUCUGGCUGCUUACCUCUCGCCACUGCCUUGGCUGACUGUGUGAGACACUGGAUGCAGCCCGACAAGUGAUGCCUCACACCCUCUGGAGCAGCACAUAGUCAGGACUUUCUUCAGCUUUCUCUAUCUAUAUUUCCCCCUCUCCGUGUUAAAAUGAUGAGGAGAGACCGUCUCUUCUUGGCUGCGACCCUCACAGCCAUCUUCUCCGCUGACCUCUACUUUAUCCUCCUGCCAAAGCUGCGGAGCGUGGGGCAAGGAUCGGGACACUUUUGCUCAUGCGGCCCCAGAAAUCUAACCCUUCCCAGGCACGGGGGUCUCGCCACCCCCCAACUCUACAACUGGACUUCGGUGCCGCCCCUGGAUGGCACCACAUCUGAACCCACAGAUGGGGGCUCAAAGCUGGGGAGGCUGUUUGCUCACCCUCUGUACAACAUCCAGACUCCGGUGCUGGGGCCGGAGGAGAGGCUGCUGCAGGGGGAGCAGCUGAUGGAGUACUACAGGAGGAAGGUGUCACGCUGGGAAAGACAUAUGAAACUCUACAGUGAGGCAGCGGCCCUGUCCAACAUCACUGUGAACGAACAUGAAGUGACCUUUGACCCCGACGCCAGCUGGCUGAAGUUCCACCUGGGAAUAAGCCGCUACGCUCUGUACUCCCGCGAUGACCCCGCUAUCCCACAACUACUCAAGGAGAUGCAGAGCAUGACAGUCGUCAGCGCAGAUUACACUCAAGAUGAGAAGGCCCUUAAAGGAGCAUGUGAUUGUACCCAAGUUGUGAAGCCCAGUGGACACCACCUGAAACUGGCUCUGAAGAUGCAAAACUUUGCUAAAGCCAUGUUCAAACCAAUGAGGCAGCAGAGGGACGAGGAGACUCCAGAAGACGUCUUCUACUUUGUCGAUUUCCAGAGGCACAAUGCAGAGAUUGCUGCCUUUCACCUGGACAGGAUCCUGGAUUUCCGGAGAGUCCCGCCGGUGGCUGGCAGGCUGGUGAACCUCACAGGAGAAGUCCUCCAAGUCACACACAACGAAGACCUACGAGCCGUUUUCUUCACCUCACCAGCAAAUAACACAUGUUUCUUCGCCAAGUGCCUGUAUGUGUGUAAGACGGAAUACGCCGUGUGCGGGAGCCCCGACCUGCUGGAGGGCUCCCUGUCUGCCUACCUGCCCGGCCUCAGCAUCGCUCCCCGCAUCUCCAUCCCCAACCCCUGGAUACGCUCCUACACCUUCACUGGACGAGAAGAGUGGGAAGUGAAUCCCUUCUUCUGUGACACCAUAAAGCAGCUGUAUCCCUAUAACUCAGGCAACAGGCUCCUCAACAUCAUAGACAUGUCCAUCUUCGACUUCCUUACGAGCAACAUGGACAGGCAUCACUAUGAGAUUUUUACCAAAUUUGGGGAUGAAGGCUUCCUCCUCCACUUGGACAAUGCCCGAGGGUUUGGGAAGCACUCUCAAGAUGAGAUUUCCAUUCUGGCUCCGCUAUCUCAGUGCUGCAUGAUAAAGCGCUCCACUCUGUUGCGGCUCCAGCUCCUGGCCCAACCUGAGUUCAGGCUGAGCGAUGUGAUGAGGGAGUCCCUGGAGGGAGACCCCUUACAGCCGAUCCUUACGGACCCCCACCUCUUAGCACUGGACCGUAGGUUACAGAAGGUCCUCCGAGUGGUCCAGCGCUGCGUCCGGCGGCUGGGUGAGGACGAGGUGAUCACUAAGGACUUUGUCAAAUCAUCAGCGAAACCUCAGACUGCCACAGAGACGAAACAGGUCAGGUAACAGAGGAAACAAGGGUCCUGGUUCCUCCUCAUUGCUGCUCUUUGUAUCGCAGAGGACUUCAUGAUGAAGCACAGUCAAAUCGUGAGCAAAUAAGGCUCAGACAGUUUAAGAAGAAGCCAUAAAUGGACACACUGUGAAAUCUUCAGAGCAGCUUGUCAGAGACAGAAGUAAUUGCUUUGUGGAGGUUCAGAACUUGAAUCACUGCAGGCAUCAAAUUCCCAUCACAGAGAAAGCCAUUACUUUUUAUUUCCUUUUGUUUCUCUCAUGGUCAUAAAUUCCCCCAAGGGUACAUUUUAUGCCCUUUCAUAAAGUCAUAAAAUGGAAGUAAAUUAAGACCUUUUAAGGAACAAUUAAAGACCAAUUUCACCUGGAAAAUUAGCUGGGAGAGUAAAAACAAAGUAGCAACAGUAGAAUAUUUCACUGAUACAUGAGGCCAUAGGCGCUCUCUCACUGUCACAUUCAGCAAUGGAAUAAUUAUUUAUAUGAGAGCUGUGAUGCACUGGAUCAGUCAAAUAAAUGAAUAUAUUGAA
Messenger RNA from Micropterus dolomieu (smallmouth bass), 2545 nucleotides. It is a transcript of the gene fam20a, whose product is annotated as FAM20A golgi associated secretory pathway pseudokinase. Gene Ontology annotation, cellular component: Golgi apparatus. The transcript has 11 exons. The record is from RefSeq and is a predicted model, not a curated record. Lineage: Eukaryota; Metazoa; Chordata; Actinopteri; Centrarchiformes; Centrarchidae. The coding region runs from base 408 to 2015 and encodes 535 amino acids. Gene Ontology annotation, molecular function: protein serine/threonine kinase activator activity.